AUGGCUCGAAACCGGGACGAACAUCUCCCAUGGUCGCCAUAUCAGGGUGUACGAGAACUCACAAGCCUCGAGACUGAACAGGGAAACAUUGAACUCGAAUGUCUACCAGCUUUUCAGCAUAUGCCCCUGGACCUCGCACGUAAGAGUAUACGACUUCUGACAGUUCUACCAAGGCGAACAGGAGGUCCGAUCUGUGGCCAACUGAGUCACCUUUGCCUUCCUGAUAACGGUAGUGAUAUCAACUAUGUUGCUCUGUCCUAUGAAUGGGGCAGCAGAUCUGGACCCCGGCGUCUGAUCAAAAUCAACGGCGCAAAAUUCGAGAUACAGGAAAAUCUGUUCCACUUUCUUGAAUCUCACGGAGACGGCGGGAUCCCGAAUCUGUGGGUAGACGCCAUAUGUAUCGACCAGGACGAUGUCCGGGAAAAGAACCACCAAGUACAGCUUAUGAAAGACAUCUAUGGCAAGUCAUCGGAGGUGACGAUUUGGCUUGGGCCAGGGAACCCUGAGAGCGAUAGCCUCUUCGACUUUCUGAAUGGAGUCCCUGAACAAGAGCUGCAGUGUGCAUCUCUCAGCCAACCGCCACUACUCAAGGAGUCAGGGGAAUCAAAAACAGGACAAUGGUUUCUUGACGCGGGAGCUAAACGUUCACAGGCGGCUUACCAGUUGUGCCAAAGAACGUACUGGUCAAGAGCGUGGAUCGUGCAAGAAGCCCUCCUGGCCUGUAGCCUUGAGCUUGUCUGUGGUAACAAGCGAGUGUCUUGGACAAGAUGGGCCCGAUAUAUCAACUUGGUUGGUAACAUACCAGAAGACACAAUGGACCCGUUAUAUUGGCCUCAUAGAGGUUUCAUAUUGGGCAUCAGAUAUUCUAUGGCUUUUACCUUGUGUCAGCAGAGGAUAGCCAGGCUUGGGACCAUCGCUACGGAAGAUCUCGCUUUGCUUGUGCUGGCCUUUGCCGAAUCCGAGUGCUGGGAUAUACACGACAAAGUCUAUGCAUUCCUUGGACUGGCGUCGAACGGGAAGAAAAUUGCCAUCAAUUACCAAUGGCCGAUGGAGGGUCUCUUUGUAGCUGUCCUAGCAACCACCUCUGCAACUCUUUCAGAUCACGAUAUCUCUACCUUGCGCACGACUCUUGGAGUAGCCUCGACCUUUAUCGCUCGAGGUUUACGACUUGAUACAGAUGCCCCGUUGGAGUUUCCAGUACCAGUUGAAGAGACAUCCCCCGUCUGGAAGGCCAAGUUGAUAGGUGAGGGGACCGCAUUUUCGCUUUCUUCAAGAAUAUCGAUGCGGUUUGAUGAGCGUGUCUGGGGCGAGGCGCAAAAGAACACUCCGCGCGGAAGAAAGUUGCUGUUGUUAGCUCUUCCCGUGAAGGAGGAUGACAAGCACCAAACGUACCUGCUGUUGGGUGGCUCUGGUAAAUAUGUGGCCACCGGGACUUUGCAAAUCCUGGGCGGAGCAUCCAACAGUUUCUGGUCCGACAUGAUCAUCUUGUACGACCCCCCUGUGUCCAUCAACGUGCGUUGGGGGAUACAGAUCAGACCCGAAGUGCAAGACUCUGUUUUGGCUGCUUUGAGGAUGCACGAUGUCUUGCCGAGCGAAGCUGCUGCAGUGUUGGGCAUCAUGAGAGAUUGA
Fonsecaea nubica is the source of this 1629-nucleotide messenger RNA. RefSeq lists its product as hypothetical. NCBI's taxonomy places the organism in Eukaryota, Fungi, Ascomycota, Eurotiomycetes, Chaetothyriales, Herpotrichiellaceae. The transcript is spliced from 3 exons. Bases 1 to 1629 code for a protein of 542 amino acids. The record is from RefSeq and is a predicted model, not a curated record.